Molecule: messenger RNA, 6547 nt
Organism: Chelonia mydas (Green sea turtle)
Lineage: Eukaryota; Metazoa; Chordata; Testudines; Cheloniidae
Product: E3 ubiquitin-protein ligase TRIM39-like
Molecular function (GO): zinc ion binding; protein binding
Source: RefSeq, a predicted model, not a curated record
ACAAACAAAUUUAUUAACUGCAAAAGAUAGAUUUUAAGUGAUUAUAAGUCAAAGCACAAGAAGUCAGAUUUGGUCAAAUGAAAGAAAAACAAAACACAUUCUAAGCUGAUCUUAACACUUUCAGUUCCCUUACAAACUUAGAUACGCCUCACCACAGCUGGCUGGCUGCCCUUCAACCAGGCUCUCCCCUUUGAUCAGCGCUUCAGUCACUCGGUGGUGGUGUCUGUAGAUGUAGGUGGAAGAGAAAGAGCACGUCAAAGUUCUCUCCCUUUUAUCAUGUUCUUUCUUCCCUCUUGGCUUUGCCCCCACCCCCCGCUUCAGAGUCAGGUGAGCAUUACCUCACUGUAGUCCCAAACUGACCAAGGGAAGGGGGGUGACUCACUUGAGAGUCCAAUAGAUCCUUUGUUGCUGCCUAGGCCAGUGUCCUUUGUUCCUGUGAAGCUGGGCUGGGUUUGUCCCAUACAUACCCUGAUGAGGUGUGUACUGCCACUCUGCUCCUGGAGAGUUUUGCCUGAGCUUCUUUUAAGCCAUGAGGACACAUUUUCAGCCUCAUAACUAUAUACCUGAAAUUACAACCUAUAACAUUACUAUAACAACAAUGCUCAGUGCAUCAUGAGCCUUCCAAAGACACCCAAGAUGACAAACUUUGCAUUGGAUACCACACAAUCAUAUUAUAAGGAUGAACAUGGGGGUGCAGGGUGUUCCCCUAAGGUACAGAGUGUCACAACAUGACGAGUGGCAGUGGAGUUAUUCCUUAAGCUACAAAGGCAAGAGGAGUGCAACAUUCAUCUUCCCAUGUGUAGUAGCUACGACACGUGAUUGCUUGUGGCAUUCAUGGAGGUGCUGACCACAGUGGAACACCGCUUUUGGGCUCAGAAAACAAGCACUGAGUGGUGGGAUCACAUUGUCAUGCACGUCUGGGAUGACGAGCAAUGGCUGCAAAACUUUCAGAUGAGGAAAGCCACAUUCGUGGGACCGUGUGAUGAGUUUGCCCCAGCCUUGCAGCCCAAAGACAUGAGAAUGAGAGCUGCCAUGUCGUUGGAGAAGCACAUGGUGAUUGCACUGUGGAAGCGAGCUACUCCAGACUGCUACUGAUCGGCCGCUUACCAGUGUGGAGUGGGAAAGUUGACCAUUGGACUCUGAAAGGCCAUGACUCUGGGCAACAUGCGUGACAUCGUGGGUGGCUUUGCACAAAUGGGCUUCCCUAACGACCACUUCACUCAGCCACUGCCUCUUCCUCCUCCUCCUCAGACCAACCACAACAGCACCUUCUGCCUCAGCACCGCAGCCCCAAUCCCAGCCAAGUGCCAAGGGGAGGCCAGAGGGCAGGGGGCUGGAGAGUGAGCCCAGCCCACACUCGUCUGUAGUGGUGUGUCCUGUCCCAUGGGGCUGUGCCUGGCUCCCCAUUGCAGGCUGAGUGAUGGGUAGGCUCACUCUAUAGCCCCUCCCCCCAUUGCCCCUUUCACAAGACUGGGUUUAGGGUCACAGUGCAGAGGUGGAAGGUGUUGCUGCAAGUGGUCAGAGCCCCCAGGUCACAACACCCACAGCAGGGAGCCAGGCCCAGCCCUGUGGGUCAGAAGACACCACUGCAGGGUUUUUGCGGGCGUCAGUGCGCCCAUGAACCCCUGAUCAAACCACCCUGGUAUGAACUUCUCCUCAUGUCUGUGCUCCUCCCAUGUCUCUUUCUUUACAACCCACUAGAUGGGCUCUCUGGCCUGUGAGCCAGACAUCAGCAACGACUUGCUGUUAAUGGUCAGGAUGCUCUUAGCAGGUAGCUGAAGAGAUGUGCAGCUUUCCGAGUCAUAGCAGACACUGUAAAUUCCUCCAACCAAGCCGAAGAGCUCUGGGAUCUGCGUGCCCCCAGGAGCGGGUCAUGGGGCUCCCAGAGGGGAACGUCCCCAAGGCAUUUCCUUCCCAUGUCCCCCUGAGGUGUGCAGCUCUGAGCAUGCUGAGAUCCACGGCUACAGCUGCAUAAACUACGAGGGGCAGGGGUCAAAGAUAAAACCCGAAUCCUCCUACAGCCUGACAAUGUGUGUCCCCAGACUGUGCCAUCAAAACGGAGACACUCAGGCUGUACCUUCAAAAUGAGAUCAACUCUAGCUUGUCAGAGUAAGCCAAAAAGUCUGGACACCAAUGGCUUCUGGGAAAACAAUGCAGCAGAAACCAAGGUGCAGCACCUGGACCUUUCUAGCAGUUGGCCCCAAGCCCCCAGGUUGCCUAUAUAGGGCUUGAUCUUGCUUCUAUCAGAGUCAAUGUCAACACUCCCAUGGAGCCCACAGAGAAAUAAAGCUACUGUGACUGCACUAAAAAUCCUGCCUCUGAUGCUCUUACCUGAGCUGUCGACUCUUGAUGCUGGUGAUCUGGCUGUUCAGGCACCUUAAUUCUGGCAUUUCGCAGUGUUUACAUGCUUGACUUCGCCACCGGAACUUUUUUUUAAUGUCGUUCUCUGCAUGGAAUUGAAUCUCAGCUGUGCCCUCACGCAGUGCCAGCCUGCGCUGUACGGCCUGCCUGCAGAGUGCCCUCACUGUGGGCAAGGCAGAGUUCAGGGGCUGUAGCUUAGGCUACACUUGCAACUGAACGACAAAAGUUUUGCUGUGGCAAGUGCAAGUGUAAACAGCGCUUUGUCGACACAGCCUUGUCGCGAACAGCUGCGCAGUGUAGACAUAGCUGAAAUGGUCUCCGGUUUACACUGUCUAAAGGACAGGAGAAUUUGGCCAAAGCUUGCCACACAAAGCAAAGUGAGGUUCAAAAUGGCAGGGGCUUUGAAUCCUUAGUGUCCUGUAGCAUUUAUAUUUACAGAAAUUUCAAAAGCAUCCAUAACCCUGACUUUCUACCUGAGCUUUGUGAAACCCCCUCCUCUCCUGAAGGAGCCGAAAAAUCCUUCAGUGCACUUGUAACCCUCUGGUGAGUGUGUGUCAUUCACACCCCCCUUGAUGGCUGACCCACAGGGUUUGUGGGUUUUUACAGCUCUGAACUUCACAAACUGACUCUUUAGCUCCAGCUGUAGAGACUUGUGCUAAGCGCUGUAGGUCCCCACUUCAAUCCCCAGUGAGUGCUGGGAUGGGUUAAGCAGUUCCUGCCUGUGGGGCAGAGGAUAUGCUCUCCCUUCCAGCCUAUGUGACAAGCAAUACACUUCAGAUUGGUUCAUAUUCUUCCCCCUCUCUUCAUUGCCCCCCGUUCUCCCAUCCCUUCUCCCCACCUCCAUCCAUUCCUUCUCUCCUGCCCUCUCCCUGACCUUCCCCCUCUUUUACUCUCUUUCAGUUUCACUUUCCUGUUUUCUCCCCCUCCCCGUCCUGGCUCCUCCUUUUUCUUCUUCUCCUUCUGUGGCUGGGACUAGCAGAUACUUGCAGGCGGCCCCUCCCAGUGUCAGCACAAGCCCACACUGCACAGCCGAGGGCAGAGAAAACAGAUACUCACCCAGCUGCCAUGGCCGCUGCAGCUACAGCAGGGGAAAUACAAGAUGAAGCUAUUUGCUCCAUCUGCCUGGGGUAUCUGACGGAGCCGGUGACUAUCGCCUGUGGGCACAACUUCUGCCGAGCCUGCCUCACCCGGUACAGUGAGGAGAAGGGAAGGGGGACACCCCUGACCUGUCCCCAGUGCAGAGCCCGGUUCCAAAAAGGGGAGUUCAAGCCCAACGCCCAGCUGAACAACAUCCUACAAAGGAUCAAACAACUGGGGUUAAAACCAGGAAAAGGGCAAAAGGAGGAUCUGUGUGAGAGACACGAGGAACGUCUCAAACUCUUCUGUGAGGAGGAUGGAGAAACUAUUUGCUUGGUGUGUGAGAAAUCCCGGGACCACAAGUCUCACACUGUGGUUCCCAUUGAGGAGGCUGCCCAGGAGUACAAGGUGAAACUCCAGGGAGCCCUGGGCCCUCUGAGGAAGGAGCUGGAAGAGGCCCUGGCUCUGAUGUCGAAAGAGGAGGAGAAAACCACAGAGUGGCAGGGGAAAGUGAAGAAUAAGAGAGAGAUGAUUUCAGGUGAAUUUAAGAAACUGCACACACUGCUGAGAGAGGAGGAGCAGCUGCUUCUGCAGAGCCUGGAGCAGGAGGAGAGGGAGACUCUGCAGAGACUACAGGAAAAUGUCACCAAACUUUCCCAGCAAAGCUCCUCUCUGCAGCAGCUGAUCACAGAGAUAGAGAAGAAAUGUCAGAAACCGGUUGCAGAGCUGCUGAAGGAUGUGAAAAGCACAUUGAGCAGGAGUGAGAAUGUGAAACUCCAGGAACCAGAAGCUGUUUCUACUGACCUGAAGAACGUGUAUAAAAUUUCCCUUGACAUGAGGGAAGCGCUGAAGAGAUUCGGAGUGGACGUGACUCUGGAUCCAGACACGGCAAAUCCCUCGCUCGUCCUGUCUGAGGAUCGGAAACGUGUGAGACGCGGAGACACACGCCAGGAUCUGCCCGACAAGCCUGAGAGAUUUGAUACGUACCCUGAAGUUCUGGGCGCUGAGGGGUUCGCGGGCGGGAGGCGUUACUGGGAGGUGGAGGUGGGAGACAAGACUGACUGGACUCUGGGGGUUUGUAGGGAAUCUGUGAGCAGGAAGGGGGAGAGUUCUUUCUCCCCUGAGGAUGGAUACUGGGCCGUGUGGCUGAGGGACGGGGGAUACGAGGCCCUCACCUCCCCCUCGACCCCCCUCCCCGUGAGCGUCCGGCCCGGCCGGGUGGGGAUUUUCCUGGACUAUGAGGCGGGCGAGGUCUCGUUUUACAAUGUGACUGACGGGUCCCAUCUCUUCACGUUCACUGACACCUUCUCCGGGACGCUCCGCCCUUAUUUCUAUACCGGUUGCACGCUGGGGGUGCAAACGCGGCUCCCCUGAUCAUCUGCCCGGUCCCGGCUCCGGCCGGGGGGAAUCUCGGUCCCUGACAGUGACCCCGCGGCACAGACCGGCCCCCCCGGCGCUGCUGCUCCUCCCGCCCCCCUGUGGUGGAGGCCGGUUACUGCAGCUACUGGAGUUUUUGUGCUGCCUGGACGCUGCCAGUUUCCCUUUUCCACUAGAGUAGAAAACCGGACACCUGGCAACCCGCCCAGGCUGGUGAGUGGGACCCACUUGCUGGAAGGAGCCCAGACAGAUUUUCCCCCCUCCCCCUGUGUUUGCUCCACCCCUGGCACAGGGCGAUGCUGGUAAGAAAUACUGCCAGACAGCGAGUGGUUUUUGCUGCCCUCACCUUUCCCCGUCCCCUGCCCAGGGGUAGCAGGUGGUGACGGACGGGGAUCAUUCACUCCUGUCAGAAUUUCUACCCCUGUGAAAUCUCAAUGCAAAAUAUGGGGGGAAAAGAUUAUGCUAAAUUAGAAAAUGUUAUUGUAAACAAAAGCAUUUUCAUUUACAUUUCAUUUACAGUAUUUCAGAAACAAGCAUCUAAACAUAUUUUUAGAAAUGGAAUUAUUUACAUUUAUUUUUUGAUUCUUCCCUUAAAUCUAUAUUGAGAUUUAACUUCUCUACAUAGCCUCAUUUGUAUUUCAACUGUGUCAUUUCAAGAAAUCUAAAAUAUUUAUCUUAUCAAAAUAAUUAUUAAAAACUGUCAGACGGGGUUGUUCAGUUAGAAUGUACGUGUGUCAUAAACAUCACAACUACACACAUGUGCAAUUGCUCUCUCUCUCUCUCUCUCUCUCUCUCUCUCUCUCUUUAUUGCCUUGACUGGUUCUCUCUGGGAGGCAGGGCACAUACACCCACCUCCUGCACUACACCUUUGAAAAUUAAUAGGUGAAAAAAUGAUAGAAUUAAUUAAGCAAUAUAUUUAAGUUAACCCACCCAAGAUUAUAUAAUAUUCUUUGAACUUCUGUCAGCAUGAAUUCAUGUGAUUUUUAACUUUCUAGCUACAUAUAAUUGGUAAUCAAGACAUGACCCUUCCUUUCUUGUUCUCACAUCAGUUAACAAAACAUGAUCCCGAACCUCAAAUGCUAUCUUCCUAUAUAUAGAAAUCACUUCUACAAUAUCCUUUUUUUUUAGUUUAUUUUUCUUUAGAAAUAUUAUUUGCAGGCAAUGUACUGUCAGUGUCCACUGUUGAUUUCAAUGUACUGAUGGGCUCUUCAUGUUCUUGGUUAUAAGGAUGCAACAAAUGUAGUUUGAUAAAGAAAUAGAGAAGGGGUUGUAUUCCUUUACUGAAUCAUCACAAAUUAACUUAAUUGUAUUGAAGACGCUGGUACUUAAUGGCCCAUAGCAUGACAUUUGGUGAAGCUUUAUUGGGAGACCUUUCUUCUCAGCCAUAAAUCAGUCGAAAGGGUGAUAUUUUUGUUGUCAUGUGAGGUUUAGAGUACAAAGAAAAUAAAGUUGCUCCAGGAAAUUCAUCACAAUUCCUCUGGGUUCUGUUCACCACCUUCUGGAAUGCUCUGUAAAAACAGUGACUGAUUGGUCUAAUUCCUUGGAAUUAGCAAUUGAACCUCAUUUCUUGAAGAGCUGGCUGAGUAGAGUGUGAGGGAAGGCACAUCACAUGGCAUUGUUUUGUUUUAAACGUGAUGCAUUAAGAACAUUUUCAAGGUAAUAAUUCAAUUUUGAAAAUAUAUUCGUGCCUUAAAUAUACCUUGAUUAUUUGAAAAUAAAUACCCUAAAGUUA